Molecule: messenger RNA, 2677 nt
Organism: Ostrea edulis (European flat oyster)
Lineage: Eukaryota; Metazoa; Mollusca; Bivalvia; Ostreida; Ostreidae
Exons: 6
Coding region: 168-1571 (467 amino acids)
Source: RefSeq, a predicted model, not a curated record
UUUCGAAAGACCCAGCCAAUUGAUUAAUAUACCUGUAUGCGGUUUGGUGUUUAAUUCCUUCUCUGUGAAAUGUGUAGUGAUUUUGUCUCAAACCCAGUCUAGAAUCUCUACAUUUUAUAUUCAAAUAGUUCCGAAAAAACAACAUAUACAUGUAAAGGAAUAUACCCAUGUCCGUAAAUGAUAUACCUCGGAAUUCUUUUAACGGAAUGGAGAAGAGGAGCCUCCCUCCAUUAGCGCUCCCCGAGUAUUCGGGUCCUGGAACUUCUGGUACAGGUUAUACAAAUACAGGAGCUCCGGGAAUCACCACAGCAGAGCAUGUUCAAGAUCUAGACCCCCCUCCAGCUUAUGAUGACCUGUUUGUACGGAGACCUUCACCUGCUUCUUGGGAGAAUAAAUCCAAUCCUUACAACAAAGAUGACAGAAAUGCCUGGGAAAUUAUCCAUGAAUGGUUUGAAUUAUCGAUUCUCCAACAGAUUAUAUGGCUCGGAGCGCUAGCCUUCUCUAUUUCCUAUAUAUAUUACGGCGUGAAAUUUAAUGGAGACUGCUACUGGAAAACCUUUGACAAGAAAGGGAAAACUACAGGGGAGGAAAACCUAACGGCCUUCAUACAAGCAGAGGGCGGAGUUUCGUGUGCUUUCGUUCUAUAUAUUUUUGUGUGGCGGUUGUGGGCUUUUUGUCAAACUCGCAGGUCCAAGCGGAUAACCAGGGCAGAAGUGGAGGGUCAGAAUAAAUGCGGAGGGCUUUUCUUUUUCCUCAGCAUUGGACUAUUUUGGGCUAACUUUGGUUUGUGUAUUGCAGGAGCAACCAAAAUAUUUAACCUGUAUGACAGCAAGGACACAUCUAAUGGCAAUACCUACACUAUUCAGUGCGAUUCAGAUUUCUACAGGUUCUACCAUGACGCCAAAAUAGGUCAUCUGGCUGUCCUGAUGCCAUACGUCGCCUACGUUCUUAUAAGCUUCAUCUUCAUGAUUCCUAUUCAAAAGAAGUGGACUUUACGCCGGAAGUGGCGUCAGUGGGUUAGACUUCUUGACGCUGACCAUGAUGGCAUCAUUAGUCCGGGAGACAUGGAGAAAACCAACGCCAAGCUGGAGCAGAUCCGAAGACUCGUCGGAGCGAGACAGUCACCUCUGUCAGCAGAAGACCAGAGGAAAUGGUGGAACGACCACAUUUUCAAAAGCGGACCCGGAAAACCUAUAUCAUUGCACGAUUACACUUCAUAUUUGGAGGGAUGUAUGGGGUCAUUAGACAAACCGCAUGACACAGUCAAUAAAAUGAAACCAGCCAUCACGGGGUUUUUCAACUUUUUCUCAACCGAUGGUUAUCGCAAGCGAAAUCUCAUUAUUGGUGAAGAAGAUUUUGUCAGGUUCUGGAUAAUUCUCACGGACGUCGAUGAACAGCACUGCAGGGAGAUGUUCAACAAACAUUUCCCAGCACCCGUAACGAUGGCCUAUUUCCUGGAAGAUUUCAAUGCUUUUGUUUCUCAUCCAGAGUUUUGGAAUGAAUUCAGUAAUAGAAUCUUCAAUAUUCUUAAAUUCCGCCGCUCUGGUUGCUGCUGCGAAGUGAAUAUAUGAUUUAGUAUAAGUCUAUAUCGGGAGCAUUGUUGAAGAUAGAGGAUACAUGAAUUAUUUAUUGAAAUGGAUUUUAAAGAUUGUGUUGAUAUUUGACCAGGGCCGUUACAAUUAUUAAUGGUUCCUUUACAUGAGCAAGAUUUAUGGCUCACAACGGGUGUGACCGGUCGACAGGGGAUGCUUAGUCCUCCUAGGCAUCUGAUCCCACCUCUGCUGUGUCCAGAGAUCUGUGUGUGCCCUACUCUCUGUUUUUGUUCCUUGGAACAUGUCAUGGGAUUAAUCACUGUUCGUUAUCUUCACCUUUCAUACAGACAUACACAACAUUCCUGUUCAAUAUGAAUAUGAAUAUUUGGCACUUCAUAAAUGUAGCUCAUUAUUUUAAGUAAGGAUGGAAAUAACAUUCUAACAUGCGUAUCCUCAGGCAGUACACAAAAUAACGACCAAAGACUAACUCGAAAAGCGCCAAAAUAUGAUAAUUGCUGUGAUACGUACAUGCAUGUUCACAAAGCACAUUUCUCUUCUUUCUCUUACAGUAAAGUAUAAUAUAGAUGGAAAGUUGAAAAUAACGAACGGUGUUCAGUAAGGAAAACAAAAUUAAGAGUUGGGCAAACCCCUGCAUAUACCAGAGCUGGCAUCAGUUGCAUAGGAGUAAGUAUAUACUGUCGACUGGUCACACCCGCCCUGGGCCCUAUAUGUUGUACAGGUAAAUACAUAAAUGCUCAUUUUUCAUUGUUAGAAAUUUGUUAUACUUUAAUUUGUUUAGUAUUUUUGUUUUGAUUGUUAUUGGAGUUUGUUUUAUGUUGUCGUUGUUAGUCUUCCAUGUCGUGUCACUCAGAAACGUUUAAAACACUGACAUAAAAAUAGAAAUCAUGGUACCCGCGAGCAAUAAAGUGACAAGCAGAUUUAGAUAUUUUAAGAACACUGUAAAAGAUGAUUCUAUUUGAAAAGAGGUUUUCGUGGGUUGUUAUAUUUCUAUUGUAAAGAAAUUCACUAAAUAUUGUAUUCUAUAUGGGAUUUUUGAGAUUGUUCGUUACAUUCCCCUUCUCAUGAUUUAAUCUAUGUUUGUUAUGUUUCAUUGCCUUUGUUUGAUAUUAAAGCUCUUAACACAG